AUGUCAAUAUCGAUAUUCUACUUCAUUUUAUUCUAUCAAGAAAUUCUUUAUGUUUUUGGUUGGGGACCAAUUGGACAUAGUCUUAUUGCACGUCUUGCUCAAAGUCAAUUAGAUUCCUCUACUAAUAGUUGGAUUAAUAAUUAUAUACCAUCAAAUUUAUCAGGUAAUUUAAGUGCAAUUGCAUCAUGGCCUGAUGAAAUAAUUGAUCUGAAUAAGAAUCCAUUUGAUUAUAAUAAGUGGCAAUGGUCUCAUGAAUUACAUUUUUUAACUAUACCUGAUUGGAAUUGUAAAUAUAUAUCAAGAAGAGAUUGUUUAAAUAAUAGAUGUAUUGAAGGUGCAUUAAAGAAUUAUUCAGAAAGAUUAAUUGAUAAUAAUUAUGAUUAUAUUCAACAACAACAAGCUCUUUUCUUUCUUGUUCAUUUUGUUGGUGAUGUUCAUCAACCAUUACAUUGUGGUUUUAAAGGAGAUUUCGGCGGACAUAAUGUCAUAGGUUUUUUUUUCAAUAAAACAAAUCCAAUAAAUCUUCAUUAUGUAUGGGAUAGUGAAAUAAUGAAUAUUCAUAUUAAUCGUCAUUUUCAAUCAGAUGUUAAUCUUUAUUAUGAAUAUUUGAAAUCUCUUAUGUUUAAUCAAUAUUUCUUAAUAAAUGAAACAUAUAAUGAUUAUAAAAAAUGGAUUGAUGAAAGUGUUAGUUAUGUUUGUAAACAAGUUUAUUUAGAUGAUAAUAAUAUUAAACUUGAUAUUUCAAGAAAUUUUGUAUUAGGUGAAGAAUAUUUCAAUCGAAAUUGGCCUCUUAUUGAUCAACGUUUAGCACAAGCAGGUCGUCGACUUGCAUCAUUACUUAAUCAAUUAUCUAAAAAUCGAUCAUCAAAAAAACUUUCAUCAGAAAUUCAAACUCUUAUUAUUAUUUUAUGCAUUGGAUUAGCUAUUGGUAUUUUUGCUACUCUAGGUGUUUAUUUAUAUAAACGAAAAAAGAAUAGAGAAUAUGAUGUUUUAACAUCUGAAUAA
Messenger RNA from Rotaria sordida, 1005 nucleotides. NCBI's taxonomy places the organism in Eukaryota, Metazoa, Rotifera, Eurotatoria, Philodinida, Philodinidae. The record is from the annotation of a GenBank genome assembly.